Molecule: messenger RNA, 3335 nt
Organism: Microplitis demolitor
Lineage: Eukaryota; Metazoa; Arthropoda; Insecta; Hymenoptera; Braconidae
Product: trichohyalin
Exons: 6
Coding region: 264-3092 (942 amino acids)
Biological process (GO): BMP signaling pathway; anatomical structure morphogenesis; transforming growth factor beta receptor signaling pathway
Cellular component (GO): heteromeric SMAD protein complex
Molecular function (GO): DNA-binding transcription factor activity, RNA polymerase II-specific; I-SMAD binding; RNA polymerase II cis-regulatory region sequence-specific DNA binding
Source: RefSeq, a predicted model, not a curated record
UCUUCAUCGCAUUUAAUUGUUAUUUUACGAACACAGACAAAUUAUUGUUUGUUUGUUUUUGAGCUAAGCUCAAAGUAAAGUUAUUAGAAAACACGUAGUAGUGAAAAUUUUGUAAAAUUAUUGAUAUUAGUAUAUAUAUCUGGAUAGCAAGUAAUAAAUUUAAUAUUUCUCCUAUUGUGAUCUCGGUAUUAUUUGUAACUUGGUUUUUAUGGCAACUAAUUUUUAAAGUUAAAUUGCAGUAAAGUUUUUAAGUGAAAAAAAAAAUGGAAGAUGAAACAUAUAAAAAAACAAAAGAACAAGAGGAAAUUGUAAAUUUAUUAAUAAGUAUUAAUCUAGACAGUGUAAAUGAGGUAUUCAAUAAAAUUGCUAUUGAAUCGUUAGCUACAACAGUGCCGCACGUAAGUCUUUUAAAAGAUUUGUUAAGUAGCAUUAAAACUAAAGGAAAAAUUCGAAACCAUUGUGUAAGAGUAAGAAAAAACUUUAUUAACUCUGAAUUAAUUGACGAAUUUAAAUAUAAACCUCAUUAUCUUUUUGCACGUAUUUGGCGAUGGCCUAACUUGGAAAAGUUUGAAUUGGAAGCCAUUUCGACCUGUAAAUUUCAAAUAACUACACACAGUAAACAAGUAUUUUGUAUUAAUCCUUAUCAUUAUAAACGUCAUGUGCUAUCUAGCAGCGAAGAUGAUGAAAUACUAGAUGAUGUAAUAGAAGAUAGGAAACUAGAAAAAGAACCACAAGGAGAAAUAGUACAGAAACGAGAAAAAGACUCACAACAAGAAAAAGAUCUACGACAAAAACUAAUACUGAAACGAGCAAAAGACCCACGACGAAAAAUAGUACCACAAGAAAAAGACUCACAACCAGAAAAAGAUCUACGAGAAGAACUAAUACUGAAACGAGCAAAAGAUCCACGACGAGAAAUAGUACCACAAGAAAAAGACUCACAACAAGAAAAAGAUCUACGAGAAGAACUAAUACUGAAACGAGCAAAAGAUCCACGACGAGAAAUAGUACCACAAGAAAAAGACUCACAACAAGAAAAAGAUCUACGAGAAGAACUAAUACUGAAACGAGCAAAAGAUCCACGACGAGAAAUAGUACCACAAGAAAAAGACUCACAACAAGAAAAAGAUCUACGAGAAGAACUAAUACUGAAACGAGCAAAAGACCCACGACGAGAAAUAGUACCGAAAGAAGAACGACGAGAAAAAGUACCAGGACGAGAAAUAGAAUCACAACGAGAAAAAGAACCACGAAAAGAAAAUGACCCACGAAAAAAAAAAGAUCCACGACGAGAAAAAAAUCCACGACGAGAAAAAGACUCACCACAAGAGUUAGUACUGAAACUCGAAAAAGACUCACAACCAGAAAUAGUAACACAACAAGAAAAAAAAACACGGCAAGAAAAAAAAAUACGGUGGGAAAAUGACACACGACGAGAGUCAGUACUAGAAAUAGAAAAAGAUUCACAACGAGAAAAAAUACCACAUAGAGAAAAAGACUCACGACAAGAAAAACUACUAGAACUAAAAAAAGAUCCAAGACGAGAAAAUGACCCACGAAAAGAAAAGGUACUCCCACAAGAAAAACUACUAGAACUAAAAAAAGACCCAAGACGAGAAAAUGACCCACGAAAAGAAAAGGUACUCCCACAAGAAAAACUACUAGAACUAAAAAAAGACCCAAGACGAGAAAAUGACCCACGAAAAGAAAAGGUACUCCCACAAGAAAAACUACUAGAACUAAAAAAAGACCCAAGACGAGAAAAUGACCCACGAAAAGAAAAGGUACCACAUAGAGGAAAAGAUCCAUAUAGAGAAAAUGACCCACAGAAAGAAAAGGUACCACCACAAGAAAAACUACUAGAACUAGAAAAAGACCCACGACGAGAAAAUGACCCACGAAAAGAAAAGGUACUCCCACAAGAAAAACUACUAGAACUAAAAAAAGACCCAAGACGAGAAAAUGACCCACGAAAAGAAAAGGUACCACAUAGAGGAAAAGAUCCAUAUAGAGAAAAUGACCCACAAAAAGAAAAGGUACCACCACAAGAAAAACUACUAGAACUAGAAAAAGAUCCACGACGAGAAAAUGAUCUACGAAAAGAAAAUGUACCACAUAGAGGAAAAGACCCACAAGAAAACGUACCACGUGGAAAAAAAGACCCACGCCGAGAAAACGUGACACAACACAAAAAAAGCCCACGACAAAAAAUGGAGACGGAAAUAGAGUUACAUGAGCUGAAAGAUAAUUUGGAAGAAAAAAGGCAGCGAUUAAAACAAACACCGUCACAAUCACAAUCUACAGAUAUCUAUAAUUCCAACGGGUGUUUAUCGAAAAAUUCAAACCUAGGAAAAUCAUUGCGCCAAUUUCGCUCCAUUGAUACAUCAACGUUUGUAUUCAAUCCACUAAAUGCAGAGGUCAGAUCUUCAAUAGGAGUAAAAAGUGGUACUAAUCAAGUUGAAGAUCAUGUAACUCGAUUGUUGGGCAUGCGUGAAGCAUUUGAGGAUUGGUGCUCUAUUACUUAUUAUGAAUUCGAUACUCAAGUAGGUGAAGUAUUUGAAUUAAGAACUUUCUCUUACAUAGUUAAUGUUAAUGGCUGCAAAGAUUUAAAAGAUGGUCAUAAGUUUAGCUUGGGUGAUUUAAUUAAUAAUCCACAUCCUGCUCAAAUACGAAAGAAAAUAGGUUCUGGUAUCGUUCUGAAUUUGGAAACUAAUGGUGAUGUUUGGUUGAGACGAGCCUGUGAUACUGAUAUUUUUGUACAAUCAAAAUAUCUUGACAGCCAAGAACUACAAAAAAAUGUUAAGUUUGUUCACCGAAUUGAUUUAUGGAAUUAUAUUCACGUGUUCCGUUUGAGACCAUAUUAUGAAGAAAUAAAGCGACGAAUCGCUGCUAAAAUUAGAAAAGGAAAAACGAUUAAUAGUAGUGAUUUUAAAGAAUUUUAUAGUCUACGCAUGAGUUUUGCUGAUGAAUGGGGACCAAGCAGUACACGAAAAAAUAUUGAAGAAACGCCUUGCUGGAUAAAUAUAAUGAUACGCCCAGCAUUGAUACUACUCAAUAUGGUACUUGACGAAUUACCCUACUCUCUAUACUAAAUCUGAAGCAGUGAAUAAUCACUGUUUCAAAUUUAGAGAGUAAUUAGUUAAAAGAAAAUGGUUGCUUACAAAAAAACAAAAAUUUAUUCUCAAAAUAUUCACUGGAGAAGAAAUUUUUUACAAACGAGAUCAACGAGACGACAGGGUCUAAGUAACUAAAAGUGAUUGAGUUAAAAGAAGAAUUCAAUCAUCGAGAAGAGACUGAUAAGAUAUAAACAAAAAUUAUGUUAACUCAUUUACCAG